Nerophis lumbriciformis (worm pipefish) is the source of this 1053-nucleotide messenger RNA. The record is from RefSeq and is a predicted model, not a curated record. NCBI's taxonomy places the organism in Eukaryota, Metazoa, Chordata, Actinopteri, Syngnathiformes, Syngnathidae.
AUGUUGCAGAGGGCAGCUUCCAAUGUGUCCGACAAAACAAAGAGCAGCAAACCAAAGCGCUCCACAAGCUUUGGCAGGUUUGAAGGGCUCAGACAUAAUCCAUCUCCGGCCAAUACAGAGGAGAAUGGAACAGAUACGCCCUCUGAAGAGUGUGAGAGCUUGGAGCCAAACAAGUCAGCUGGAAUUGGGAAGAAAAUGAAAGCAAUUUCACUCACCAUGCGCAGAAAAAUGGGCAAAAAGCAUGCCAAGUCCUUUUCUGAGGAGAUGAUUGAAGACAUGGGGACCGAAACUGCACCUUCAGCUGAAAAGAACUCAACAAGGGCCAGCAACUCCCUGGAAAGUCUUUACAGCGGCCAAAGUUCUUCAAGUGGAGUAACCAGUGAGUCCAAUUGUUCUGGUCAGAGGGACAGUCUGAGAUUGGAAGAAGAUGGUUCCUAUCAGGGUCAGUUUUGUGGCAGAGCUCGUGUCCAUACCGACUUUGUUCCAAGCCCUUAUGACACGGACUCUCUCAAACUUAAGGCUGGUGACAUUAUCAGCAUCAUCAGCAAGCCUCCCAUGGGCAUUUGGACAGGGAUGCUCAACAACAGGGUGGGAAACUUCAAGUUCAUCUAUGUGGACAUUUUGGUGGAAAAGGAAGAAAAAGGAGAAGGUGAUGACAACGACGAGGCUCCCAAAAUACGACAACAAAAACUAUGUCAAAGACCUCGACCCAAAACGUUGCUGGAGCUGCUGGAGCGACUAAAUCUGGAGGAAUACGCAUCUGCCUUGCUGCUCAAUGGCUACCAGACGGUGGAAGACCUCACACACCUGCAGGAGAAACAUCUCAUCGAGCUCAACGUCAAAGACCCCGAGGACAGACGCAAGUUGUUGGCUGCCUCUCAGUGUCAUUACUCAGAAGGUGAUGAUGUCAGAAAUGUGGAUGAAAGCAAAUCUUCGGGCGGUUUACAGGAGGAAGACAGCGACUGUCCCAGGGACUCAGGUUGCUUCAUUCCAUCCGAGUGCUCAGACAGCAAAGAAGAUGCUGAACCUCUCAAAAACAGUGUGGCUUCUUAG